Messenger RNA from Pectinophora gossypiella (pink bollworm), 759 nucleotides. RefSeq lists its product as uncharacterized. The record is from RefSeq and is a predicted model, not a curated record. The transcript is spliced from 6 exons. The coding region runs from base 1 to 759 and encodes 252 amino acids. Lineage: Eukaryota; Metazoa; Arthropoda; Insecta; Lepidoptera; Gelechiidae.
AUGAGAACGAGACGACGUGUACAAGCAUUAAGAAAAUUUGCACAAAACAAACCAAAGACUGACGGUAGCCAUGCAGCCGUCAAGCACGGUCCUUCGAAGGAGGUUAAGAAAGACAGGAUUAUCCAUAAGCACAACCAACUGUCGGCUAAGAGUCUUCUGGACAUCGUGUCAUUCCAAAAUUUACACGGACACUCCCCUGUAGUAUUAGUGGAUCGUUUGAGUCAUAAUUUCGAGACUGGCAGUCAGAAUGGACGAGAGACUGGCAGUAGAGCCACGUCAGUGGGUAGUGGGGUUCACAGACCCUCAGGAGGCCGCGACCUCGCCAAAGGCUGUGACGCGUCUUCAGGGCGAGAAGGAAAAAGAAGUACGACACACAACGACACUCGCGUACUAACUGCUAGAUUGGAAGAACCCAAUCAUAUUAAAGACGACGAUACGAGCUCAAUAGCUGGUUCUUUAAGUGAAAGUUCAAAGGGCAAUCGAGAAGAUGAGCGCCCAAUGAAGGAUUUCAAAGUAAAUAACCAAAACACGACGGCGUUGCAAGCCACACCAGAACGGGGUCCUUCGGCAAGUAUUACUCGUCCAACCACCAAAAGAGCUCUGGCGACAAGACCAACCCCAUCCCGUGCACCGUCUUCAUCGACGUCGAGUCAGGAUGGCGAGUGCUUUAAACGUCGUGAUUUACCAAUAGGAGUCGCUAAAUCGGAUAAAAAGCCAGUACCUAAUCGUCAGCAAACCGAACACAAACAAAAGAGUUAG